Condylura cristata (star-nosed mole) is the source of this 1836-nucleotide messenger RNA. RefSeq names its product solute carrier family 25, member 43 (gene SLC25A43). The coding region runs from base 32 to 1057 and encodes 341 amino acids. The transcript has 5 exons. Gene Ontology annotation, cellular component: mitochondrial inner membrane. The record is from RefSeq and is a predicted model, not a curated record. NCBI's taxonomy places the organism in Eukaryota, Metazoa, Chordata, Mammalia, Eulipotyphla, Talpidae. Gene Ontology annotation, biological process: transmembrane transport.
CCCCGGCCGAGGCUUGGGCUGGCGGGACGUGAUGGCGACUUGGCGGCGGGACAGCCGGCUGACUGGCAGCCAACGGCUGCUGUGCGCCGGCCUGGCGGGAGUGCUCAGCCUCAGCCUCACCGCGCCGUUGGAGCUUGCCACCGUGCUGGCCCAGGUCGGCGGGGCGCGGGAACGCGCCCGUGGGCCGUGGGCCGCGGGGCUCCGUGUGUGGCGUGCCGAGGGGCCCCGGGCCCUGUGGAAGGGGAACGGGGUGGCAUGCCUGCGCCUCUUCCCCUGCAGCGCCUUGCAGCUCGCCGCCUACCGCAAGUUUGUCAUGCUUUUCACGGAUGACCUGGGUUACAUUUCCCAGGGCAGCUCCAUCAUGGCCGGGAGUCUCGCUGGCAUGGUUUCCACCAUUUUGACAUAUCCUACAGACCUCAUCAAAACCCGACUGAUAGUGCAGAACAUGCUGGAACCAUCUUACAAGGGGAUCUUCCAUGCAUUUUCUACCAUUUAUCAACAGGAGGGGUUCCGGGCCCUUUAUCGAGGAGUUUCCCUUACUGUUUUAGGUGCUCUCCCCUUCUCUGCCGGCUCCUUUCUUGUUUACAUGAACCUGGAGAAUAUCUGGAAUGGACCCCGAGAUCGGUUCUCUGUCCUCCAGAACUUCGCCAACAUGUGCCUAGCUGCCACCGUGACCCAGACCCUGUCCUUCCCCUUUGACACGGUGAAGAGAAAGAUGCAGGCCCAGAGUGCCUGUCUUCCGCACUGUGGAGGAGUAGAUGUCCACUUUUCAGGAGUAGUGGACUGUUUCCGGCAGGUAGUGAAGACGCAAGGGGUGCUGGGACUAUGGAAUGGAUUGGCAGCCAACUUGCUGAAGAUAGUUCCAUACUUUGGAGUUAUGUUCGGCACCUUUGAGUUCUGCAAGAGGAUCUGUCUGUACCGAAAUGGUUACAUCGUGUCUCCUCUGAGCUAUCAAUUGACCCCUGGAGUGGAUCAGAGUUUGAAGCCCCAGGAAUUGCGAGAAUUAAAGAAGUUCUUAAAAACCAGCACGCUGAAAUCUAAAAAACCAACUCUUUAAAGUGGGGUGGAGCUAGAAGUGUGCUGACCGCUGGCGUGUUGCAAUCCCAUUUCCCUAGAGUCUCUUUGUGCCCACAUGGAGUGUCGAGAGGGCACUUCCAGUCUUCUGCUCUUGGAACUGAAAAGAUUCAGUCACUCAACCUCUGAGCUCCCAGCUGAUGUCCCUGUAAGCACCUGCCACAGGAAGGCUUCCCCUGUGGGCCUGCAGGCGUUCCACCGGGCUUUAGAACAACGCCUACCAGUAAUGAGAUGUGCCCUCACAUAGCACCAAAGAAGGCACUGCCUGCAGUUGAGCAGAUACCAUGUCCUGAGUUCAGCCACAGGGUCACGACCUGCUCAACUCCAUGUUGGCCUAGUUUUACUCUGUGUGUCCUGAGUUCCAAUACCUUCAUUCUGGAACUCAUAUUCUUCGCUGACCUCUGAGAACACACACACCCCAUAUAGAAUAUGCCUUAUCAGAAAUUGGGCAUGCUUACCACUAAAUAGCCAUCCCUGUGGAAGUGGAACUGACCUUUAUUUAAAUUGGAAGCAUCCCAGGCUUAGAAUAUUGUGUUUCAGGAAGACAGACUUCAUCACAAAUGCUUACUUGUGUCCCCCAAAACCUUCCAGUUGGUCAUGUACAGAGCAGGUGGCCCAAAUUCUCUGUCUUUUAACUUGCUCUGCAAGCCUAUCCUGAGAAUAAAUUAUUUAGUCAACUUAACUUAUAUGCACAAGAUGUCCCAGUUGCCUAGCAAGGAUCAAGUAGAACAUUUGACACAGCACCAAAAAAAAAAAAAAAAA